Molecule: messenger RNA, 2525 nt
Organism: Harmonia axyridis
Lineage: Eukaryota; Metazoa; Arthropoda; Insecta; Coleoptera; Coccinellidae
Gene: pAbp
Product: polyadenylate-binding protein 1
Exons: 3
Coding region: 368-2251 (627 amino acids)
Cellular component (GO): ribonucleoprotein complex
Molecular function (GO): RNA binding
Source: RefSeq, a predicted model, not a curated record
UUUCUUUCGGUUAACAAUUCUCGUUUCUGUGAUGUUUCUGUGGUAUUUGUAACGUGUUCUCUACGCAUGUCCUUAUAGAUUCCUUUGAGCCGUUUCCUGUAACGAUAGUUACUUAGUUGGACGACAUUUUGUUAGUCCUUUAGUGCUUUCGCGUGUGGUGUUGUGUCAAAUGCCGUAGGCCAACAACCCACCAAACCCAAAAAAAAGUGAAUAAUUUUCCAAAAACACAAAAAAAAAUCAAAAGUAUUUAUGAAAAUCCCAAAAAAAUCGUAAAAUAGUUAUAAAAAUAAGUGAACGAUAAUAUUGAAUAUUUUCGUGUAUACGGAGUAAUUGGUAUUAGUGCAAGGUUGUUCCAAAGCUUGGAAAAAUGAAUGCGGGUGCCCCCAACUACCCCAUGGCGUCUCUGUACGUCGGGGAUUUACACACCGAUAUUACCGAGGCUAUGCUCUUCGAGAAAUUCUCUACUGCAGGCCCUGUAUUAUCUAUUCGCGUUUGCAGGGAUUUGAUAACCCGUCGUUCUUUGGGCUAUGCUUAUGUAAAUUUCCAACAACCAGGAGAUGCUGAAAGGGCCCUAGAUACAAUGAAUUUUGAUUUGAUUAAGGGACGCCCGAUCAGGAUUAUGUGGUCUCAACGCGACCCCUCUCUUCGUAAAUCUGGGGUUGGUAACGUAUUCAUCAAAAACCUUGACCGUUCAAUUGACAACAAAGCUAUGUACGAUACUUUCUCUGCUUUUGGGAACAUUCUCAGCUGUAAGGUUGCUCAAGAUGAAAAUGGCACUAGUAAGGGUUACGGUUUCGUCCAUUUUGAAACCGAAGAAGCUGCCAACAAGUCCAUUGAAAAAGUAAAUGGCAUGUUAUUGAAUGAAAAGAAAGUGUACGUUGGAAGAUUUAUUCCACGUAAAGAAAGAGAAAAGGAACUUGGAGAAAAAGCAAAACUGUUCACCAAUGUUUACGUUAAGAACUUUGGCGAAGAACUGACUGAGGAACAGUUGAAACAGAUGUUCGAGCAGUUUGGGGCAAUAACUAGUUACAAAAUAAUGAGCAAAGAUGAUGGAAAGUCGAAGGGAUUUGGAUUUGUUGCUUUUGAGACACCAGAAGCUGCUGAAGCCGCUGUUGAGUCUUUAAAUGGCAAGGAAUUAGUCGAAGGAAAAUUACUCUAUGUAGGAAGGGCUCAGAAGAAAGCAGAGCGUCAGCAAGAGCUCAAGCGAAAAUUCGAAGCGUUAAAAUUAGAAAGACUGAAUCGCUACCAAGGCGUUAAUUUAUAUGUCAAAAACCUUGACGAUACCAUCGAUGAUGAGAGACUUCGCAAAGAAUUUUCGCCUUUCGGUACGAUCACUUCUGCUAAGGUGAUGAUGGAGGAGGGCAGAAGCAAAGGUUUUGGCUUUGUAUGCUUUUCCUCUCCUGAAGAGGCAACUAAAGCUGUUACUGAGAUGAACGGCAGAAUUGUCGGAACCAAACCCCUAUAUGUGGCACUUGCACAAAGGAAAGAAGAUCGCAAGGCUCAUUUAACAUCACAAUACAUGCAGCGUAUGGCAAAUAUUCGUAUGCACCAAAUUGGCCCUUACAUGCAACCAGGGCAAGGUGCCUACUAUGUACCAACCAUGUCCGCUCCACCUCAAAGAUUCUAUGGUGCAGCACAAGUGGCCCCAAUAAGAAGCGGUCCAAGGUGGCCAGCUCAGGCCGCACAGGUCAGACCAGGCUCUCAAGGCGCAGCUGCUGCUUACUCCAACAUGCAGCAGAAUGUAUAUAGAGCCGCUGCCAGACCUCCAAACCAGUCUGCAGCCAUGCGGAAUAGUAUAAGCAAUAUGCCACGUCCUCUCACUGGACAGCAACCACCGAACAUUCAAGGAAGGCCAAUUGGAGGACAAGGAGUGGUCCCAGCUACAGCCAACCGGCCAUCCACUUACAAAUACACACCGAACAUGCGUAACCCACCUCAGGGACUUGGAAUGACUAAUGCUGCUCCUGUACAGCAAGCAGUACAUAUACAAGGUCAAGAACCCCUCACCGCCACCAUGUUGGCAGGAGCCACACCGCAAGAACAGAAGCAAAUGCUUGGAGAACGUUUAUUCCCUCUUAUCGAACGCAUGUACUCGAACCUUGCUGGCAAAAUCACCGGCAUGUUAUUAGAAAUUGACAACUCUGAAUUGUUGCACAUGUUGGAACAUAACGAGUCCCUGAAGGCUAAAGUUGAAGAAGCUGUUGCUGUCUUGCAAGCUCAUCAAGCCAAGCAGCAAAUCAAAAAAGAGUAAAACUUUUGAAAACUCUAAAAAAAAUUGCAAAAAAGUCCAAACAACCAAAAGCGUAAAUUAUUAGAGAGCAACUUAUUAACUGUAAGCUCAUAUCUCAUGCUAUUUGUUUUUGGAUUCUGGUGGUAAAUUUAACUAUUCCAAUAUUCAUACUUUUCUUGAUAUUUCCUUAUUUUAAUUAACUAUGAUGCCUAUAAUUCAUUAUAUUGUAUCUCUGUUUUAAUGAUUUUGGUUUAACGGACAUUUUUUCUGGGAAAUAAAAUUUUGAAAAAUGUAA